AUGCUCAACAACUGGCCGAGGAUGCUCCUUUUCGCCUGGGACAGCAUGGUGAGACCUUUAUUUUGAGCGUGUGAGCUCGAAAAUCUUAAAAUCUAGUUUUUCUUUCGUCACAUAGUUCGUUCAUUAGGGUUUUUAUUUAUCUUGAAGGACACUUUCAAAGGCUAUUUGAAUUGCGACGGACCAAAAACGACUUGCGCAAGGCGCCAUAGACGACCUUUAUUUCAACUAUGAUCAAGCCGCAACGCGACCGCGUCGUUUCGAACCAUUCCAAGUGUGAUCAAAAAAAUGCGCCCUUGGAAUGGCUUAAAGCAUUUUUCAGUGCGCGACCGACCAAAAACGACUUGCGCGCAGUGGCAUCAAAAACGGCUUUUCAAAUUUCUCAAGCCUUAACGAGGCCGCGUCGUUUCGAGCCAUUGCAAAUUCAUGAAAAACAUCUUUUCGAAUGGCUUGACGAAUUUUUUCACUGCGCGACCGACCAAAAACGACUUGCGCGCAGUGGCAUCAAAAUUUUGGCUGAGCUGCGUUUAAAGUUUGAGAAAACCUUGUUAUACUAUACAGCGAUCAGCAGUAAAGUUUCCAGACGUUCAAGACUUUUAGAGUGCUUUAAUAAAGUUUGGUCGCACUUGGAAUGGCUCGAAGCGUCGCGGUCGUGUUGCGGUCGCGUUGCGGCUGGAAUUGGCUCUAUUUUGAGCCGGCAUGCAGUAGCUUGUCCUCGAGCGCAAGUAGUUUUUGAUCGGUUGAAUCUAAAAAAAAUCCGCGUCGCUGCCGCAACGCUCAGAGCCAUUCCAAAUGCGACCAAAUCAAAAAAUGGGAUAGAAUAUAUCAAAACCGACUUUUUUCGAAAAAAAAAAUUUUUAGCUCAACCCCCACGUGGCAACGUUGAACAUGAGCGUCAGAGCCGUUCAUUUGGACCAGUUCCAACUUUGGAAUACGGUAGAACAGAUGAGAAAUUCGACGAGGAAGUCGCCGACGACCUUCUCCGUCUGUGAAGACGUUCAAGUCUUGAAGACCUCUUCUGCUUCUUCUUCCUAUUCCUGGGAGCUCAUUAGGUUCAUUUUUUGAAAAAAUUGAAGGAAAUUAGAAAUUCAGGGACGGCAAGUCGGAGCACUCCGCAACAACACAGAACUGCUCGUGGGACUUUUCGAUACCUGAGCAGGUGUGAAAACGGCUAAAAUGAAAAGGCGGGGGGUGGACACGAACCUGCGACCCUUCGAGUUACAGUCCCGGGAGCUGAAAUGACUUUAUAUGGGAAUUAAUGAAUAAAUUACGAUUUUUAGGCGUUUUUUUUUCAAAGAUUUGGGUUGAAAGGGGUCUUCAAAAUUUCUGAAAAACUUUUUAAAUUUUUUGAAAUUGCUUUUGAAGCUCUUGGAAGUCAUUUUUCAGCGUUCUGACCCUUUUGAAUACAUUUUCAGCGCCCUAGAGCUUUUAAUAACCGUCCAAAAGCUUCAAAAGCUCUUUCUAUCUCAAUAAGAAAUAUAUUUGCGUAAGUAGCUUCAAAGUCCGGCGCAGAAGGGCAUUCCAUGCCAAUAAAGAAGUAUUGUUCAUGGGACUUUUCGAUACCUGAGCAAAAAUGGCAAAAAUGAAAUGGCGUGGGCAGGAGGCGAACCUGCGACCCUUCAAGACAUUCCUAAGAUUAUCGCAAGUUCUUAUGACGCUUUGAAGCACUCUGGCGCUUUUGAAGACUCUCUGAAACCUUCAAUAACUUUCCUAACCCGAUGAGAGCCAUAUGUGCGGAAGUAGCUUCAAAGUCGGGCGCAGUAUCUCAAGCCAUUUCAAGUCCUGCGAUUCAAGUAAUUUUGAUUUAAGUGUGAGAAAGCAAUUCCCAGUGCGGUCAUCCAUAACCUCAAAACCCUAUUCCAGGUCCCCUACGACGUCUACCUCAAGGUCAAAGUCAAUUCCACCGUAAGAUUCGUCUCGAAACGCUCGGUUCAUCUGGAGCGACGCUUCUGGAUGGCCGCCGUCGGCGACUCCUUCUCUUCCGGUCAGGGGAAUCCAGACGUGCCGACGUCUUCAGAAGCUCCCGCAAAAUGGAUGAAUGGUGAUUUUUUCUGCUCUGUUGCUCUGAACUUUGAAAACCUGGGCGGCCCUUUGAAGUUUGGCGGCGAGUCUUUUGAUGUUCGCCGACAGACGUUGAAAAAAUGCGGGGUUUUUGAAAAUAAUGUUUGGUGUUAUAAAUAGCGUCUUGUAUUUGAGUUCGGGAGCUGAUUCAAAAAAUUAGGGAUCCUUAAGCUUCCCCUUCAGGGACCACUUCAUCUCCCCAAAGAAGUGGCCCCUAUAGGGAAGCAUUCUAGUCGUUUUCUGAUAUGAACACACAGCCUGACAAAAAAAAGUCAAAAAAUCCUUUAAGGGACCACUGGAGCUUCAGGAGCUUCGGAGUCCGACCCUAAACCCUAUAGGGACCACUUCUUUGUCCCCUGUAGAGGCUGCUUUUUCCCUAUAGGGUCCCCUCUGGCGUUAUAUCUUCCUCAAUUUCAAAAUGACAAUUUUUCCUUUUUCCAUGUUCAUUUGGCAUAGUUGGGCGGAGCCAAGUCAUUUUUUCGAUUAUUAUGACGUCAUAAAAAGUCAAGAGCCAAUUAUGACGUCAUCAGCAAAAAAAAAAAUAACCUUUAUCCCUAUAGGAGCCCCUCUGGCAUUAUUAUAUAAAGAGCCAAUUAUGACGUCAUAAAAAAGAAAAGUCUGACCUGUCUGCGCCCUCUUCUCCCUCGUCGGUUAUACCACGCCUGACUUUUUUGAAAAAUACUUCAUACCAGAUCCUCAGAAUAAUUAAAAAAUGACGUCAUUCUUUUUCAGAAUCCUGCCAUCGUUCCACGAAAUCCUUCGCCGUCAGGGCUUUCAGGACCCGAGAACUUCGUCAUCCUCUCCAGUCCCACUUCCUGACCUUCCUCUCGUGUUCUGGAGCUUCCGUCGAUCGCGGGAUUCUCGGCGGCACGUCUUCUGACGGCCAGUUAGAAGUCGUCGAGAAGAUGGCCAAGGAGAGGUUGGAGAAGUCAGAAGACGUUAAAAAUCUUUCGAUUCAGGGGUUCUCCUCCUGACGUCCUUCUGAUGACGUUGGGCGGAAACGACAUCGGAUUCACCGACGUCGUCAAUUCGCUCCACAAUGGAGAUUCUCCGAUGCGCGGGGGUCCUAUCGAUAUGAGGUGGAUCAAUGGUGCAUUAAUAUAAUGACGUCAUAGCUUCCAGAUUCUUCUACACCGCCCAUCAGUUGGACCUCGUCGCAGCCAAGAUCAACGCCAUCGGAAUUCAGAAGGUCGUCGUCGUGCCUUAUUAUGACGUCACUCGGAAUGAUCGUGGAGAGGUCGACGCUUCUUGUUUUGAUAAUGUAAGUCUGUUAAAAGAAAAAAAACGAAGGAAGAAUACAGAGGAGAGAGAGAAGAGACGCCAGAGAAAGAAAGGAGUCUCAUUUCUCUGGCGUCUCUUCAGGCCGGCGUAGUUCUAUCAUAGAGCGGAUUCACGGCUCUCUUGAGCCUUCUAAAAAAAGGGCCCUGAGACGAUCAAAAAGAAGAGAGUGUCUCAUUAGUGAUGAGCGCAGAAUCCUGGAGUAUAAAAUGACGUCAUUUAUCAAAGGCAUCACUCAGAUCUCCACUGCCAGCAUGGUCCUGACCGAAAAACGCGUCUGGAAACGUCUAAACGCCCUCAUCGCCAACAAGGCCAAGCAGUACGGCUGGACCUUCGUCGAAGGCAUUUCUGAGCUCUUCCGAACGCGUGGGAUUUGCUCGAAAUCUUCGUUGAUUAGGUAAAACUAACUUUUUCAAAAAUUCUCAACCCUUCAACUUUCCAGAACCGCCAACGAUUCGAUGAAAAUCCAAGGCGAUCCCUUCGGAAGUUGGCAUCCAAACGAAGAAGCACACUUGCUGAUUUCGCGACUGGUUUCGGCCCUCCUGUAA
Molecule: messenger RNA, 3884 nt
Organism: Caenorhabditis auriculariae
Lineage: Eukaryota; Metazoa; Nematoda; Chromadorea; Rhabditida; Rhabditidae
Source: the annotation of a GenBank genome assembly